This is a messenger RNA of Zasmidium cellare ATCC 36951, 819 nucleotides long. RefSeq lists its product as uncharacterized. The transcript has a single exon. The record is from RefSeq and is a predicted model, not a curated record. Gene Ontology annotation, biological process: proteolysis. The coding region runs from base 1 to 819 and encodes 272 amino acids. Gene Ontology annotation, molecular function: deNEDDylase activity; cysteine-type peptidase activity. Lineage: Eukaryota; Fungi; Ascomycota; Dothideomycetes; Mycosphaerellales; Mycosphaerellaceae.
AUGGCAACCACACUGGACCGCAGCAGUUCAGAUGCUCCUCAUCGCAGGAAGAGCUCCAGUCUCAUGAAGAUCUUCCGGACGAACAGCUCCAGUAGUGAGAACACUGCCAGCACCCAUCCAUCGUUCAGCUACAACAACGUCCGCCUGUCCCGCAAAGACUACGACGCUAUCAAGGGCGAGACGCUCACCGACAACGCCGUCGACUUCUGGCAGGAGCACCUCGAACAUACCAUGAUCAAAGGGAAUCCCAAAUUCACCCUCUUGCGACCCUUACGAUCCCAGCUCCUUCAAGACUCUUCCGAUCCGGCGGCUCUCAAGGCGGCUUUGCCAGACCUCACCACCACCAUGCACGUCUUCGUUCCACUAAGAUCGCCCUCCAAUCAUUGGUCUCUCCUCCUCGUCUCGCCUAUCGACAAGCUCGCCUGCCACUACGACCCCUUCCGCGGCCGGAACCUCAAGCUGGCAUCGAAAGUCACCCACCGCAUCUCCGAGCACCUGGACACGAAGCCGACAUUCCUCGACGUCCCAGAUACGCCGGAAGUAACGAGCGACAAAGACUCCGGCGUCUACGUCUGCAUCUUCAUGCAGCAUCUCAUCACGAAAUUGAUGGAGACGCUGGUAUCGCAGAAAAUCGAUGCGACGCUGCAGAUGAAGGCGAUCGAUGUGAAGGCGACGAGGAAGUCGAUGGUGAAGGUCGUGGAGGAGAAUAUGAAGAGCAAGGAGAAGGCAAAGACGCCGAGUGCGACGUCCGCGUUGAACAGGGCGUUUGCGUAUCCGUAUGUGGGGAGUGUGAAGGGGGGUUUGGAGACGAAGGGUUGA